UUUAGUGUUUACUGGAGUCAUUAAACGAACCUGAUAGGAAUCGUUGUCAUAAACAAUGGAUGACAUUCAUCAGCCAACUAACUUUAGUCAUUGCACAGUCGAUGACAACCGUUUUCCUCUACUAACCGAUGAAAAUCACAUUUUAUGUAAAAAUGACAACGAUGUCAAUGAUGAUAAUGAUGAUGAUGGUGAUGAUGAUGAAAACAAUGACGAUGGUGGUAAUCGUAAUGACAGUCUUUUUCUGGAGCCGCAAACACCAGUCCGAGACACAUCACUACAUACGAGUGGAUCAGACGCCUCGAUGAUUGUUCAUAAUGAAGAAAUUAUGUUGAAAAUGUGUGAUAACUCCAUGCAGGAUACAUUGCUUUCCCAUUUGAACACUUUUCGGCGGAAUCGUGAACUUUGUGAUGUUGUCCUUUUUGUGCAUGAAAAGGAGAUUCUUGCUCAUAAGAUUGUUUUGGCUGCUUGUUCACCUGCACUUAUGGAUAUCUUUAUCAGAAGCGAGAACGGAGGUCGAUCUUCAAAGCGCGUGAGUACGACGAUGCUAGCGACAGCAAGCACUAUUUCGCCAUCGUUAACAACAGCUGUUGUUUCGCCAAUAACACUACAGCCAUUUUCUUAUUACGAAUUUGCUGAAGCCGAUUAUGAUUGUUUCGAAGCUAUUGUGAAUUACGCAUACUCUUCUCAUUUGGAAAUAAGUAGCAAAAAAGUUGGCAUACUUUACAAAACAGCUUAUGCUCUUCAAGUAACUCCGGUUGCCAGAGCUUGUGCUCGCUAUCUUAUCGAGAAUCUUAAUGUCAUGGAUUGCAUCGGAAUUCGAUGUCAGGCUAAUAUUAACGAUGAUGUACUUGUGGAACAAGUUGAUAAUUUCAUUGCUAAAAAUUUCGCGCAAAUCGUUGAUGAAAGUCCAGGAUUCACUCAUUUGCCUCUAAUUAAGGUUCGUUUAAUUUUGAGCACUGAAGAUACUAAGCAGCUGUGGUGUGGUGAGGAUAUCGCGCUGCGUGUUGUGCAAUACUUCCAAUUUUUGCCUCAUGCUAAUGAUCGCGUUGAACAGUGGAUUGAGCAACUUGUGGAGAAGACACAUAUGUUAUACACCGAGACAGACGCUAGGUUGCAGGACUGUUUGGAAAUGGAUGACCACAGUUCUGUGGGAGCAUCCGACAUAAUCCAGGAUUAUAAGCGUACGGGUGGCUAUUUACCACGCACAUACAGUGGAAGCAAUGUAUUGGAGGUCCAAACUCCUGCUCAUCAUAUCACAGGUGCUACACAAGUUCAUCUGGAUUCAAGUCGUUUAAGCAAUACAAAAUUAUCUUCUGCGGAAAGUAACAGCUCCUUGAGUUCAAACACUGAACCUGAUAUUGAAUCUUACAAAUUGAUCGCUGUGCACCGAACAGCCG
Messenger RNA from Loa loa (African eye worm), 1397 nucleotides. RefSeq lists its product as hypothetical. Gene Ontology annotation, molecular function: protein binding. The record is from RefSeq and is a predicted model, not a curated record. NCBI's taxonomy places the organism in Eukaryota, Metazoa, Nematoda, Chromadorea, Rhabditida, Onchocercidae. The annotation marks the transcript as partial. The transcript has 10 exons.